Molecule: messenger RNA, 2730 nt
Organism: Symbiodinium sp. CCMP2592
Lineage: Eukaryota; Dinophyceae; Suessiales; Symbiodiniaceae
Source: the annotation of a GenBank genome assembly
AUGGAGUUCCCCAGGUCCAUUUUGCUGCUGCUCCGUUUGGCCUUGUUUGCAGGGGCCGUGCGGGAUUUGGAUUUCGAAGCCGAGAGGCUUGGCAUUGGGCCACCCAAGGUUGGGUCCGCCCUCGAAAUCACUGCUGAGCCCGGGGAGGCCAAGGCCCACACCAGCCGCUACCUGCAGCCCGAGGAUGUGGAAUUCAAGGCCGAGAGGCUUAGCAUUGCGCCACCCCAGGACGUCGUCGGCUCUACCCUCGAAGUCGCUGUUCAGACCAAGGCGUCGUCGUAUGACCUCGAUUGCGCCCUGCCGGAGGGCGAGGUCACAGACCUGGCUGCAGCGUGCCCUGAAGCUCCAAAGCAGAAGAAACCCGGCGAGGUGCGGAUUCCCCGCGGCCAGUCCUGGCGCCUAUCCGCGCAGAAGUCCGGAUUCUGUAUUAAAGACGAUUCUUACCUAGCUUACUGUGGGUAUUUCCCUGGCGCGGUCCCGUCUUGGUGCCCUGAUGCGUUUUCCCAUCUGGUCGCCAACAUUGUCCUUGAGGAUGGUGCAUCGCUCAGUCUGGAAGGCCUAAAACUCACGACCCUCAUCACGGCGGUCGAUGGCGGGACGGUCAAGCUAAAAGCCGCGAAGUGCUACCUCCGAACCAGUCUCCAGCGCAGAGAACAUUGGCUUCAAUUUUCAGGCAUAAAGGCAGACAUCGAUGUUGAAGACUGCAUGUUCAGAGGGGCUGCUGCCCUGUAUGAUGGCGACCUCAACUUGAGAGUCGCGAGGUCCAAAGGUGAGGGGUCAGUCAUCGUGGAGGGUGGAAAUGCAAGCAUUGUGCUGGACAGGUCACAGAUGAGCAGCUUGAGUGUCGAAGGAGAGAGGCAGGACUUGCACAUCUUCCAUUCCAACAUGGGCAACAUCCGAGCCUACGGAUAUCGAGGCGGCCCGGGCAGCUCCGUCAAGAUCGAGAACUGCUGUGUGGAUGCCGCAUCGCGCACCAUUGCCGUCGAUGUUGACAAUGCUCGCCUAGAUGUCCGAAAAUCCACUAUUCUCGGAUCUUGGGACGGCAGCAGUGGGGGGGUUCGAUUUGUUCAGGAAGCGCCCACCGGCAUGUCCUUGGAAGAUGUUUAUAUCGGCUUCGUUACUCAAGGAGUUCGUGCUGACUGUUAUACCAGUUAUGACCGUACUCGUAGAGAUCUGUCGUUGAAGCGCGUCAUCGUGGAAGCGGCCUUGGAGACGGGCAUCACGAUGAGCAGAUGCAUGGCAUCCGUCAAGGAGCUUACCGUGCGGCAUUCCAAGCUCGGAGUUGCAGCGGCAGAGUCCGCCCACAUUAAUGCCGAUGACGUUGUAGUGACGUCUUGCCAUUACGGGAUCUCAAUGCAGACGUCUGAGGGGAAGAUAUCCGGGCUUGCAGUACUGAACGACAUCUAUGACGUUUCGGAGCCGGCGGAUCGCGAUACCUUCGAGUACCAUCAGAGUGUGUACAGGCUGCCGUUCAUUCCUGAGGGCAUUUUCCCUCGUACCAUCUGCAUGGUUGGCUUCUACGCCGCAGCUACAGAAGCCUUGCGCAUGUCUGUAAGGUGUUAUUACGUGUAUUCCCAUGAGCAAAAGAAAUUAUUCAGAGCUUUACCCUUCGUGGGGACCGGGCUGGCGUUUGCCUUCCUGGUCGUUGCCGUGCUGAUCCCCCUUGAAGUUCUGCGCGAUACCAGAUUGCUGUCGAAGCGAGCUGUCAACGUCCCAUCUGAGGCCCAAUCUCGAGAGAAAGCCUUCCAUGUCGACUUCGCAUUUGUGCGCGGGGUGCCUCACGAGAAUAUAUGUAAGUUCUUCUGUGUUUGCUUCCUGCUUUCGACAUUGUCGUCCUUUUGCUACCUCUUCUUUGCAGUUUACCGGUGCAUCUCGGACUGGAGAGCUUUGGCAGAGCUCAGAGGUUCCGAGAAACUCAUGAAGGAGAAGGAAGAGCUGAAGAAGAAGUUGGACAACCCAGAGCUGCGCCAAGACAUGGCGAAGCUUCAUGAGGAGUUGCUUGAAGUCAUGAGCUUCGAUGAUGAGGCAUCAACGGAAAGUAUUUUCGAUGAGAUGAAGACGAAGAGCAAAGCAGAGUGUGCGAAUAUCGCAGUGUGGUUCCAUGAACGUCGGGCAUUGUACAUGAAGCAUAAUGACGGCAAGCGGAUGCAGGAGCUGGAGGCCAUCGAGUCCAAGACUGUCAUGACGCCUGUGCAAUCCUCCUUACCGCCUGCACACAGCGGCGACGAAAAAAAAGCCAUCGACUUCCUGUACCGCAUGGGCAGCUGGCUACGCAGCAGCUUCGAACAGGAUCUUGUGGAGGUGUGCAAGCGCAUCAACGACAUGGCCGAUGCCGACCUCGCAAGCUUAGGCUUACUGCAUCAGCUGAAGUUCGAGCCACUGAUGCAUCCUCUCCAACCGGAUCCGAAGGCGAAGAAGGUGGGCAAGCACGUGGGACUCUUGGUGGCCCCAAUAAAGGCCAAGGACCGGGCCUACGAAAAGACGGUCGACGACUAUGCCAAAGAUCCCUCUAAGCAUGAGAAGCCCGCAGCAAGGUAUGUGUGCGACUUCCUGCGAGCGACCAUCUUUGCUGCAGAUCCGUUCGUGUUGGCCGUGGCUUUCCGCCAAGUGGAGAAGGCCUUUGAUAUAGUGCGGGUGAAGAACAAGUUCAUCAACGAGAAGCUCCCUCCGGAGGAGCGCACCAACAUUCUUGUGAACCUCCACGUGAAAGCCGAAGGGAGGCCCGCUUAG